UUCAGCAAUCAAAGAAUUAAUAUCAUUCUUGACAUCUUUAAAAAAAUGAAGACUUUCAGUCCCAUCUUUUUGAUCCUCGUCUUGGAGAUGGUUCGUGCUCAAGGGCUUGACGAUACCAACGUCCCCAUGGACCCUGCAGCUUUGCUCGCAAACCAACUAGAAACCUGGGACAAGUUGAGAUGCAGGUCGGGAUUCCAGUCAGUCCCGCCCGAGCUAGUGGACGCCACCUAUCAUUGCAGCAGUCAGAGGGGGCAUGAGAAAUUAUCCACAAAAAACUUUACCGCAGACAUUGUCGACUUUGCAGGACCAACGUCAUAUCUUGUAAGAAUACUAUCAGUAAUGGAUUAUGGAACACUUUUUCAAGCUACAUACACCGGGAUUGUGUAA
Messenger RNA from Folsomia candida, 387 nucleotides. RefSeq lists its product as uncharacterized. Lineage: Eukaryota; Metazoa; Arthropoda; Collembola; Entomobryomorpha; Isotomidae. Bases 46 to 387 code for a protein of 113 amino acids. The record is from RefSeq and is a predicted model, not a curated record. The transcript is spliced from 2 exons.